GGACUAUGUUGAAUUGUUGAUCAAUGUUGACGAAGUUUUCUAACAACAAAUUUCUUCGAAUGACCUCAUUCAAAAUAAAAUGUCGUUCUGAUUAUUCCUAAAAUCUUAAUGUUGUGUCUGAUGACGCCUGAACAUGAACUGGUUUGAUACGUCAGGUAUUACGAGCCUCGCUAAGACUGCGCUCAAAGGUGCUCAGAAGACUAUUGAUAAGGCUUUGGACAUACAGGAUGAUAGUGAAAAUGAGGAAGAUCAGCCAUCACCAACUAACAACGAGAGCGAACGAUCAUCAGGUAAGACACAAAGUCUGCAAAAUGAAGGUGAUUUUUUCACGUCUUGGGGACUAGGGAUGAGCGCUAGUAACGAAGAAACAAUAAAUAUCCAGCCCGUCGUUACUGAAAGUCCUUCGAAAUUGAACUCGCAGAGUUUGUGGGGUUCUUUCGCCGGUUCUUUUUUCGAAACUCAGACUAAAGGUGAUAGUGCAGUCACCAUAAUUAAACCUCCCAAAGCUAAAUCUUUGAACAUUAUACCUGAUACCAAAUUUGGAAGUCAGGAUGACUUGUUUUCAAAAAGUCAACUUGUUAUGUCUGACACUGAUGGUGUGGAGACUAAACCUAAGCCUGAGGAGCCUAAAGUUGAAGACAGAAGGGGCUCUUCACGAUCUAAUGCAUUGUCAUUUAUGUCUAGUCGAAAUGAAAGUUCUGAUUCUGUCGAAGUACUAUCACAUAGCCUAAAAACUACACCAGAUUCAGAAGCAUCUGGACAGUCCAUGUCAAGUAGUAGUACAGGUCAAAAACAGAAUUCUGAAUCAGUGGAGAUUCUACCAGAUAGUUUGAUGAGCCCAAGUUCCAUAGAAUGUCUUGGAUUUGAUAGUUAUUCAAGUGAUAAAAAUAGCAGUUUAUCAUCAAAUCCAUCACCUGAUGUCAAUGACAAAAAGUCAGCGCUAGGAGAUGUAACAGAAAAGCCAGAGACAGCAGAUAGUGUAAGUCUAGUUGCUGAUGACGAUGAAGACACAAUAUCCUAUAAUUCCAUCUCUGAAUGCACAGCGCCCACUGUACUUGACACGGAUGAUAAACCAAUCAGUCCGUUUCAAAAGAAAGACACAAGGAAGCUAGUAGAAAAAGAAUUUCUAAAUGUUGAUCAUGUAACUCUGCAGAAGAUUCAGGUUUGUGAAAACUCUUCUAAUGAUGGCUCAUGUUCUGACAGAACCUUAAAUGCAGACAAUGACAGUAUCAACCUAGAAAAUAUUGAAGAGUCAAAGAAAGAUGAUCAUGAUGAUGUUUUGAUUGAGAAACUUAGUGAUUCCUCCUCAUUCUACAAUGUCAAUGUCACCAGUGACAUGACAAGAUCUGGUAGUUUCAUUAAUAUUGAGCAACAAAACUGUAGUGCAUCCCAGAGCAGUAGUUCACAGAAAGAUGUCUCCAUGAAAGAAAGAACAUCUCCAGUCAGUUCUGACAGCAAAAGUGAUCUAGUAAAAGUUGGUUCAGACAGAACUUCAGGUCACACUUCAGGAGAUGAUUUAGAAACGACUACUUCUUCAGACAUAGAAAUUAUACCAAGUCCAAAUGGUGAUGGAAAUAGCUUUAGAAAUAGCCCUGCUAAGUAUGGACUCAAACCAUUCAAAUUUGAUGGAAGUAUUUCUCCUAAUUUGGUUGACUUGGUGCUAGGCAAGUCUUUAGCCACAAAAAUAAGGGGCCACAACAGAGAACUGUCUGAGGCAUCUGUGCAAAGUAACAAUAGUGAUGACAGUCAAAAUUCUGAAAAUGAAAGGUUGAUGAGGAGGCUGUGUGAAAUGACUGAGAUAUUGGAAGCCAGAGAAAACAGACUGAUGGAAGUGAGCAGAAAUAAUGCAGAACUGGCAGAGUCUAAUGCAGAUUUAAAGACACAAGUUGAGUCUUUAAUAGCUAAGCAUGAGGGUGGAGAUAUUAAUAGUAUAACAGAAGAAUAUACACAACGGAUGUCUGCUUUAGAGAAGAAAUUCCAACAGGCCAUUAGAGAGAAGGACCAAUUAAGAAAGCAAUUAGACAACCUCAAGUCUGAAUGUAUAUCUAGGAAGAACUCAUCAGAAUUUGAAAACAUAAUAAAAGAGAAAGAUGAUGUGAUAGCCCAGCUGCAGGAGGAAGGCGAAAAGCUAUCCAAACAACAAUUACAGCAUUCCAAUAUCAUUAAAAAGCUGAGGGUUAAAGAAAAAGACAAUGAACAAGUUAUUAAGGCUCUUCGAGAUAAAAUCGCAGAGCAAACAGCAGAAAUUGAUAGGAUAAAACGAGCAAUGGCUGCCAAAGAGGAACUUGAAGUGAGCCAAAUAGAAGCUGUUUAUAGGCUCACAACGAACAAUAAGAAACUUGAGAUCGAAUUAGAUGAGACGAAGAGCGCUCUGGACGACACGACCCAGCGGCUCGAAAGCACCAGGACGUCGCUGGACGCGGCCAGGAGGGAGCUCAACGACUUGCAGCGGAACAGCGCAGAGUUGCAGCGGAGGCGCACCUUGCAGACCAAGCUGGAAGAUGAGAGGAACAUGCUGCAGGGGGAGUGCGAGCGGCUCAGGGAUGAGGUGCAGAGGCUGAGGAUUGAAAUGGUCAAUGAGGAGAAGCGCUGGGUGUCACGAGAAGAGUCCCUCCGUGUAGAAGUGCGGGAGGCGCGUGAGGCCGCGCUGGAGGCGGGGGGACAGGGGCCGGUGGGGGGGCAGGGCGCCGCGGGGGCCGUGCUGGAGCAACUCGCGCAGCUGCAGAGGGCAGCACUGGAGAGGGACAACACGCACCUUAAUGCCAUCCGAGCCAAGGACAAACAAAUCGCGGAAUUAGAGCGCCGGGUGGCGAAGGCCGAGGAACGCGAGCGACUCUCUCGCGACGAGUGCGCAGUUCGGGACAGCAGGCUGCGAGACCUCGACAGCAGGUGCGCGUAUCUGCAGGGAUUACUGGACAGUAAGAGCGGCGAAGUGGAGACCCUGAAAACGGAACACGAGGCGCAGGUAUCUGAACUGAAGAGUCACCUCGCCUCCGUCGAGAGCGCGCUGCAGCAGGCCCGCGAGGCGCUCCAACACCAGCAGGCGCAGUACGAGGCACUGCAGGGGCAGCAGCAGCCGGAGCCGGAGCCGCCGAGCCGCGGCGACGUCUCCCCCGCCUCCGCCUCGGACUCCUUAUCCAGCUCGCUGUGGCAAGCCGAGGAGGGCCGCUCCACGCCGCCGGGCGGCGCCGCGCUGUGUCUGCAGCAGGUGCUGUCGGAGCUGUCCCGGCGCGACGCGGAGCUGCAGUCCCGGCGCGAGCAGCAGCGCGGCCUGCUGGCCCAGCGCGCCGCCCUGCAGCAGCGCGUGGCCGUACUGCAGCACGCGCUCGACGACCUGCAGAGCCUGCAGGAGCAGUACGACGCCCUGCUGCAGAUGUACGGCGAGAAGGAAGAGGAGCUGGCGGAGCUGAGGCUGGACCUGCAGGACGUCACGGCGCUGUACAAGCAGCAGCUGGACGAGCUGGUGGCGCUGAAGCAGGCGCUCGCCAAGCGAUAGCGCGCACGGUCCGCGGCCCGUGAUUUGCUGACUACUUCUUAACUUCUUUUAAUCUGACAUAAAAGUAAAACGAAAAAAAAAGAAACCUUUUUCCUAUAUAUUCUUUUUACUGUUUUCGUAAUUACACAAUAAAACAUUUUCCUUGAACGGUUUCAAAGGCACAUUCGUAAUAUUGUCAGACGAUUCACUUUCUCAUUUCUAAUUCAGUUAGUGCCCCAGUGACGGCGCGUGUCGUAGAAUAAGUUACAUUAUAUUGACUUAAAUCUCUAAAUGAUCCUCGAUCGGUGCCGUUCUGUAGCUUUGCCAUUCGAUUGUAAAUUUAUCAUGUACAUAAAAAUUGAAUUCAAGUGUUAUGCCUUUUAGAUGUAAUCUUAAUUCGGCAUCAUUAUUAUUGAAUUGUGUAAAUUUUACAGGAUUACUUAUUAUUUAUGAAUCUGUUAAAAUACUUGAUAUUUUAUCGGGCGGCUUUGUAAAUAAACAUUUUAAAAGAU
Molecule: messenger RNA, 3987 nt
Organism: Bombyx mandarina (wild silkworm)
Lineage: Eukaryota; Metazoa; Arthropoda; Insecta; Lepidoptera; Bombycidae
Gene: Tmf
Product: TATA element modulatory factor
Cellular component (GO): endoplasmic reticulum; Golgi apparatus
Source: RefSeq, a predicted model, not a curated record